Messenger RNA from Symbiodinium natans, 1350 nucleotides. NCBI's taxonomy places the organism in Eukaryota, Dinophyceae, Suessiales, Symbiodiniaceae. The record is from the annotation of a GenBank genome assembly.
AUGGCCGCAGUUUUCGAGUUCCGUUUGCUUUUGCACAUCGUCUUGCUGUGCAUACGCUUUGGCAGGUCACAACAAGGUGAGCGUGAGACGUGGCUACAAGAGACUCAGUUGGAACGAGAAGGCCGUGAAUCGUGCAACAAGCGCUUCCAAGCCACAGACUUCGCGCAGCAAGGGUUUAAGACCGAGUGGCUGAACACGCGGAACAGGUCCGCGUUUAUUGAUUGCUUAUACAAGCUCCGGACGCGGUGGCGGCCCAGAGAAAAGGCCGUUUACGCAGGCGGCAUCCAUUAUCCAACACUGAUCACAGCUCACCACACGUGGCCUCCGGUUUCAACCAGCGGCUCGCGACUGUGUUGGCUGGACGAGUUGGGAGUGAACCGGAACAAUAUCGAUGCUGGGCAAUGCUGUGACACGACGCAUGGACCUCGGGGCCGCGAGGAUUGUUGGGACGAGUAUUUUACGUUCGAGCUUUGCUGCUUGGGAGAUGUCAACUUGGCGGAGAUGCCUCAUUACUUUGUGGCGCCGGCCUUCGACAUCAACGUCGGGAAUGCUGUGCGACAGCUUGGCACGUUCGACUUGGGCCAGUCUUACGCACUGCAGACGCUCUGCAAGGCCGGAGAUAUCGUCAUUGAUGUUGGCGCCAAUGUUGGUGGCUUCACAGUGCCGUUAGCUGAGCGCGUGGGCCCCGAUGGGCAGGUGCACGCCUUUGAACCUUUUCGGAAGGUGUUCCAGCACUUGAAUGCAAACGUCGCUCUGAACGGCUUGAGCAAUGUUUAUACCUACAACGUGGCUCUGGGAACGAAGGAAGAAGAGGUUACCGCCUUUGUGCCCGACCUCACCCACUUCAAUUUCCCAUCCGCUAUACGAGUUCUUGACCAAUACGGGCCAGAAAAGGCAGCUGCCGAAGCCAAUCUGCGAUAUGAAGCACGUCAGGAGACACUGACAGUCCGCCCUUUGGACCACUACAAGUUUGACAGGCGUGUCAGUUUAAUGAAGAUUGAUGUGGAGUUCAUGGAGUUGCAUGUGGUGCGCGGAGCGCGUCAGACCAUCGAGCGCAACAAGCCACUUAUAUGGGUGGAAAAUGAAGCCUACUUCGACGACCCGUCAAAUCGUACAUUCGUGAACGCCAUGUACUCUGACCUGGGCUAUGUGUGCAGUCCGGUAGCAAGGCUGGAGCUACUUUGCAGCCCCGGCAAAGAGUCAAGCGGCGAACUGGUUGCGGAUGAGUCCCUCCUGCCUGCAGGCUUCAAACGAGUCUUUCGUCACCUGAGCGGCGAAGUCAAAGAUGUCCACCUCUGGCGAGCGCUUUCAGAAGUCGACCCAGGGUUCGCGGUGGCUCACGACACUUAG